Molecule: messenger RNA, 975 nt
Organism: Vigna radiata var. radiata (mung bean)
Lineage: Eukaryota; Viridiplantae; Streptophyta; Magnoliopsida; Fabales; Fabaceae
Exons: 1
Coding region: 1-975 (324 amino acids)
Source: RefSeq, a predicted model, not a curated record
AUGGAUGUUAAGUCAGCUUUCCUUAAUGGUUUUCUGCAGGAGGAGAUUUAUGCUGAACAACCAGAUGGUACAACUUUCCUUAAUGGUUUUCUACAGUACAUGAUCAAAGGACAAGAAGAAAAAGUCUACUUGCUAAAAAAGGCUUUAUAUGGUUUAAAGCAAGCCCCAAGAGUGUGGUACAACAGAAUUAAUGAUCAUUUACUGCACUUGGGCUUUCAAAAGAGUGUAUCUGAAACUACACUUUAUGUCAAACAUUAUGGUGUUGAUACUUUAAUUAUUUCAUUAUAUGUUGAUGAUCUCUUGAUGACAGGAAGCAAUCUAGCACUAAUUGAAGAGUUCAAGCAAGAAAUGAAAAAGGUCUUUGAGAUGACAGAUCUUGGUCUUAUGACUUAUUUUCUAGGCAUGGAGAUCACUCAAAAGAAGAAUGAGAUUUUUAUCUGCCAGAAAAAAUAUGCAAAGAAGAUUCUAAAGAAAUUUCACCUUGGUGAAUGCAAACCAAUGAACACUCCAAUGAAUCAAAAAGAGAAGCUUAUCAAGGAGGAUGGAACAGAUAAAGUUGAUGAAGCUUAUUUUAGAAGCUUAAUUGGGUGUCUAAUGUAUCUUACAUCCACAAGGCCUAACAUCUUAUUCCCAGUUAGCUUGUUGUCAAGAUUUAUGCAUUGUGCUAGUGAAUUGCACUUGAAGGCAACAAAGAGGGUUGUAAGAUACAUCAAAGGAACUGUUAAUUAUGGAGUUAAGUAUUACAAGGUACAAAACUUUAAAUUAUUUGGUUUUUCUGAAAGUGAUUGGGCUGGUAGCUUGAAUGAUAUGAAGAGUACUUCAGGGUACUGUUUUAGUAUGGGUUUAGGUGUUUUCUCUUGGUGCUCCAAGAAGCAAGAGGUUGUAGCUCAGUCAACAACAGAAGUUGAGUUUAUUUUAGCUGUAGCAGUUGUGAAUCAAGUUAUUUGGUUAAGGAAUAUUGCAUUUAUGAAAUAA